Molecule: messenger RNA, 1602 nt
Organism: Anopheles cruzii
Lineage: Eukaryota; Metazoa; Arthropoda; Insecta; Diptera; Culicidae
Exons: 2
Coding region: 37-1563 (508 amino acids)
Molecular function (GO): protein binding
Source: RefSeq, a predicted model, not a curated record
GAGUAAGUCGCCCAAGUGAUCGGUUGAUUCCCGACCAUGCUCUGCAGUGUCAACGCGGUAGUUCUGCUACUGCUAGGUACCGCCGUCCAGGCCGUCCAUUAUGGCUGUGAGCCGUCCACCAAGUCGUCGGUCGAUCGAGCGUGUGUGCUGAAGGAUGUUCAGCUUCUGACGGAGGAAUCCAUCCGGAAUGCUUCGUUUGACGCGGACCAACCGGUGCUCAGCCUGGAGGGUGGCCAGAUCCCGCACUUUUCGCUGGAACUGUCCCGCAAACUGCCCGCCGUGCAAGAGCUCACCCUCAGUGCGGUGGCCGUCCGGAACGUUACGAUCUGGAGCGGCCUGCGACAUGUCAGCGUCAACGGUAGCGGUCUCGAGGAGGUGAACUUUGAACCGGGCGGUACUGACCACCAGCUCAGUUCCCUGACGCUCACCCACAACCGACUGCGGGCCGUGCCCCGGUUCGACGGGAAGUUCCAGCGCCUGCGGGUUCUCUCGCUGGACGGGAAUCUGCUCGAGCGGGUCCAGCUGUCCGACUUUGCCAACCUGACCGAAUUGCACAGCCUUUCGCUGGCCUCGAACCGGGUGUUCAGUGUGGAACUGGGCGACGUGCCGGUCAACGGGGCGCUCCUGCUCAAGCUGCGGCACCUGUCGCUGGCGGGGAACAAACUGGUGACGCUCAAGUUUACCGGUUGGCACCUGGAUUCGCUCACCGCGCUCGAUCUAUCCGGCAACAACCUGUACCUGGUGGAGGGCGAGUUACGGGACUUCGGAGAGGCGCUGGAACGCAUUGCGUACGCCGGGAAUGAGUGGAGCUGUGAUUGGCUCAGCAAGGCCCAGCUCUACUUUGAGGAUCGGCGUGUCAGUGUCACCGAUCGGGACGAGGCCACCCGCUGUGAGCGGCUUUCGAUGCGGAACCUUCAGAACGUCUGCUGCAUCGAGGCGGCCGAGCACGACUUCUCGACCGACGUGUUCGGGGCGCACUGGGACGAACUGAGUGGACUGCAGCGGCGCUUCGACCUCUUGCAGUACGCGUUCAAAACGGAGACAAACACCGCGAAGGACCGGAUCUCGGACUGGCAGCAUCAGCUCAGGGAGCCACUGGAGCGAGCCACCGCCGCGCAGGCUGAGCUUGAAAGCUCACUCGCCCGACUGAAGAAAACGACCCAGGAGGAAGCGGAUCGAUUGGAACGGCUGGCGGACACCGUGAAGCGAUCGCUGGCGGACCUGCAACAGUCGGCGGAGGAUCUGUACCGGCGCCACACACGGCCCACCCCGUCGAUCGAUGCGAUCCACCAGCAGACGCUCGGGGUAAGCAUCGAGCGGGCGAGGACCCUCAUCGAACGGCUGCGCAAGGGUAUCCGGGUGUACGCCGGAAGGACCGACCAGCACGAGAGCCGGCUGCGCAGCCUGGGGGAACGGGCCAUGCAGCUCCGGACGCUGGUGGCCCAGCUGGACACCACGAACCGGGCCCUCGAGCAACGGAUCCUCCCGAUGGAGCAGGUCGUCGAGAAGGCGUACCGCCUCGUGAACGCUGACCCCGCUUCACCGCUGCAUGUUUACAGUUAGGUUCUUUCUUGCAAUAAACUCAACAAAGGGAUACACAGG